Messenger RNA from Lodderomyces jiufengensis, 693 nucleotides. RefSeq lists its product as uncharacterized. Gene Ontology annotation, biological process: response to reactive oxygen species; hydrogen peroxide catabolic process; cellular response to oxidative stress. The transcript is spliced from 3 exons. The record is from RefSeq and is a predicted model, not a curated record. Lineage: Eukaryota; Fungi; Ascomycota; Pichiomycetes; Serinales; Debaryomycetaceae. Gene Ontology annotation, molecular function: heme binding; peroxidase activity. Bases 1 to 693 code for a protein of 230 amino acids.
AUGGCUUCAUUUGCCUCAAUAUCAGGAAAAUAUGCAAGGAUAUUACCUUCAAAAUUGAAAUUUACUGCCACUACAAAAACUAUUGCAGGAGCUAUUUCAGGCACUACAAUUGCAGCUGGUGCUUAUUAUCAUACUCAAUCUGGUGGUCAAUUUUCAGGUACAGGCAAUAAUGGUAAAAGAAACUUUAGUAAAAGUGCUGCCGUUGCUGGUGCAACUGGAGCAAAUAUAAAAAUCGCUAAAGUUCCAGAAGGUAAAUCUUUUGAAGAUUAUCAAGAAGUUUAUAACGCUAUUGCCACCAAAAUCGCGGAGCAUUUAUCAUUUGAUCAUAAUGAUGGCUAUUACGCAGGAGGUAGUUUUGGAGGUACUAUGAUUUUUCCACCCGAAGAAAUGGACUAUGAAAAUAAUGGUUUAAGCCGUGCAAGGUCUUUUCUUGCCGAAUUUCAAGUCCGUUAUCCUUGGAUAUCACGUGGAGAUCUCUGGACAUUAGGAGGGGUUUGUGGAGUACAAGAAAGUUCUGGCCCUAAAAUUGAAUGGAGACCAGGUAGGGUAGAUGACAACAGUGGUUACUCCCCAGAAAAUGGUAGAAUUCCAUCCGGAACUAUUGAUGAUGGAGCAGAGAUCAAGCGCUUCUUCAGUCGUAUGGGUCUUGAUGCAAAAGAUACCGUUGCGUUGAUUGGAGCUCGUAUGUAUUAG